UUUAUAGUAUGCGACAGACGGCAAAUCCGUUACGUGAUCGGAUGCAUCGAACAGAAAAUUCACUAGAAGUAUGGAUUUUGGAAGCUAAAGGUGUUCCGGUUAAACGGAAAUAUUACUGUGAGAUAUGUUUGGAUAAGAUAUUAUACGCCAGAACAUCAGCAAAACCACGUGGUGAUAUUUGUUUUUGGGGCGAGCAUUUCUAUUUCAGUCCAAUUCCAAAAUUGGAAAAUAUUUGCAUCAAUUUAUAUCGUGAAGCAGAUGCGAAAAAGAAAAAGGAUCGUUCAACGUUGAUUGGUUACGUUCAGAUUAAAAUUGAUCAACUUACUACGCGACAUCCUGUGGAACGAUGGUAUACUGUAACGGCAACAUCAGAUGGUACUAAAUUAUCAAAUUCAAUCAAAGAUAAAGGUAAUGGUGAGGUAGCUGCAGUACGUAUUAAGGCUCGUUAUCAAUCGGUACAAAUAUUACCUAUGCAAGCAUACACUGAUUUAUUAACUUUUAUGAAACAAUAUUAUUUAUCACUAUGCCAUGUUUUGGAGCCAACAUUAAGUGUCAAAGCGAAGGAAGAUUUGGCUACAGUACUCGUACGUAUUAUGCACAAAUUACAUAUGGCUAAAUAUUUCUUGUGCGAUUUAAUUAUGUCUGAAGUGGACGUUCUUGAUAAUGAACACUUAAUGUUUCGUGGCAAUUCCUUAGCAACAAAAGCAAUGGAAGCAUAUAUGAAAUUAGUUGCGGAUGAAUAUCUUCAAAAUACACUUGGUGAAUUUGUUAAAAUAAUGCAGCAGUCUGAUAAGGAUUGUGAGGUAGAUCCAUUGAAAAUGGCAAAUAUCAGUGUGAUAACAUUAGAAAAGAAUCGUCAUCAGUUGGUGACAAAUGUUAAAACUGCAUGGUCUAAAAUAUUAGCAAGUACUGAAAUAUUUCCAAUUGAAUUACGUGAAAUUUUUGUUACCCUACGAAGACGUUUGGAAAAAGUUGGUCGACUUGAUCUUGCUGAUACAUUAAUUUCAUCCAGUAUUUUCCUGCGAUUUCUUUGUCCAGCAAUACUUAGUCCUAGUUUGUUCAAUUUGAUUUCCGAAUAUCCAUCCGGAAAUGCAGCUCGUAAUCUUACAUUGAUCGCUAAAACAUUGCAAACAUUAGCAAAUUUUACGAAGUUUGGUGGUAAAGAGCACUAUAUGAAUUUUAUGAAUGAAUUUGUUGAACAUGAAUGGGAUAAUAUGCAUCGAUAUUUGAUGAAAAUUUCAACACCACCAGCAAACAAUCAACGAAAUUCGGGUGAAAAUGAUUGGAAUAUAUCGGUAGAUAUUGGAAAAGAAGUAUCAUUAUUGCAUUCGUAUUUAGAUGAAUUAUGGACACCUGAGAUUCAUGAACAAGCUAGUAAAUAUGGAUCACAGAUGGCAGAAUUGCGAUUAAUUUUAGCAAAAUUACGCUAUAUACGUAUGCGAAGUGAUGGUUGUAGAGAUUAUGAAUUGUUACCGAUUGACAGUUCACCUUCUGAUUAUGAUAAUACAAAUAUUUCAAGGUUGCAUGCACACAGUAAUAAUGCGAAAUUUCCAUCACAUAUUCGUAAUACAGUAAGCGAAUCACAUGUGAUUACAAAAGCGACGCCAGCAGUACAUUUGAAUACAAAUGAUGAUUAUGUAUUAGAUAUAGCCUUAUUGAAUGAUAGUUUGGCAGUACGACAAGCUGGUUUAACCGUACAGAAACACCGGAAUGGACAUCACCGUAAUCAGCGAUGUUUCAAUGAAAACGCUUCCUGUGAACGGCAUAAUCGAAGGAAUCCGUAUACAACAUUACCAGAUAUUUCGGCAAGUCGUGAAAGGAUUAUUGCAUUUGAUGCUAGCAGUAAGUUAGUAGCACCUGAUAAUAAUACUUUCGUAUCACCAAAUAUUUUAUCCGAAUAUUCAACUGGUGGUUGUCGUGGAAAUGAAGAUACUGAUUCGGAUGAAACAACGCAUGGGUCUUCAAUAAUACGUUCUCGUCAUUCACGUCCACCACGUAAAAGUAAACGACAUACUGCUUCAUCAAUGGAUCGUGAACAAACAACAGUUACAUGUCCGGAUACUAUUGUUGCACCUUCAUCUAGUGGAUAUCAAAGUCAGAAUCAUAGUAGCAGUUUGAGUUCAUCGAAUAGUAGCAGUCCAGUUGAGCGUAUAACAAAACAAACUAAUCAUCCCACUUAUCAUUCAACAUUGCAACCAUCCAAUGCAAUGUUUAAUGCUCACGAAUGUAUUCCGUCAACAUCUUCCUCAUCCGGAAAUUCUGAUAAACCAUUAGUUGAUGAUAAUGAUCGAUAUUGUGUACGUUCCGCUCCGUCCACAAUGUAUAAAACUUCCGCACAUCCGUCAAAUUUAGAAAUAAUAAAUGGUAGUAAUGCUAUUUAUGAUAUACCAAAAUGUUCAUUGCCAAGAACUAAUCCACACUGUUCUUCACGUAAUACAGCAGCUAUGGCUAGUGGAACUAUAUUGAAACCAACAUUAAUUGAUAUCGAAAAUGAUGGUGGUAAUGAAAUAUCAUUAGCUGUACCAGCAAGAUCUCCUGAUUGUGGUAAUAGCAGUAGUAGUAGUAAUAAUAAUAAUGAUAGUAAUAAUAAUAAUAAUAACAAUAAUAAUAAGAAGAAAAAUUAUGACUACGAUAAUGAUAAAGCGGAUAACAUUGAUGGUAUUGAUGAUGAUAAUGAUGAUGAUGAUGGUGAUGGCGAUAAUAAUAUUGCAAAAGAAUGUAGUACAAAAUGGUGCUUUACCGAAAAACGAACAAGUGGUAUGAAGCAAUGGCCAAGAAAAGAGUUGCAGACACUCAGCCAACAGGAAAUAAUCGAGCAACAAAAGCGUGAAAUUCGACGAUUAAUGAAGGAGAACGAAGAAUUGAAACGACGUGUUGCUAGACAGAAUCAAACAAUUAAUGAUUCCAAAACUGACAAUUCUCAAACGAUUAUACGUGAUGAUUAUGUAUCAGAAGAAAGUUACGAUUCGUUAAGUUCAUCCAAUGACCUUCAAUUAUCAACGAAGAAUGCUAAAGCGAUUACUCAUUGUUAG
Molecule: messenger RNA, 3032 nt
Organism: Loa loa (African eye worm)
Lineage: Eukaryota; Metazoa; Nematoda; Chromadorea; Rhabditida; Onchocercidae
Exons: 16
Coding region: 9-3032 (1007 amino acids)
Biological process (GO): regulation of GTPase activity
Source: RefSeq, a predicted model, not a curated record